Nymphaea colorata (pocket water lily) is the source of this 2015-nucleotide messenger RNA. Its product is annotated as phospholipase A1-Igamma1, chloroplastic-like. NCBI's taxonomy places the organism in Eukaryota, Viridiplantae, Streptophyta, Magnoliopsida, Nymphaeales, Nymphaeaceae. The coding region runs from base 16 to 1746 and encodes 576 amino acids. The record is from RefSeq and is a predicted model, not a curated record. Gene Ontology annotation, biological process: lipid metabolic process. The transcript has a single exon. Gene Ontology annotation, molecular function: glycerophospholipase activity.
GCACAUGUCAAAAUAAUGCCUUUAAAUCCACCAACCAUCAUCUUCAUUUCCAAGAUUCCAAGCUCUACUUCCACUCCUCCACCUGUUGGUUCAUCACCAGCUUCAAUCCUGCCAUCAUCACCGAUAAGCUCUCUUAGUUUCCCUUCUCUACCACUUGAACCACCAACCAGCCUUUUUUCUACUCAGACCAGCGUGCUCUUGCUUUUUUUCAUGGCUUCGUUUCUGCCCACUCACAGUUUAGCAAGCAAGCCCCUGGUGUCACACGUGCCUUCUCCGAUAUCUCAUUCAAUGUUCCAGUCACCAUCGUUGAAGCCCAAAACAUCUUCUGAUCAUCUAAUUAGGGUUCCCCGUCAAGUUAUUAACCACGGCCGACCGGCGUUUCUCCGGCGGCAUGGCACCGGCACUGUUAGAGCUCAAGCGACAGACAGUACUACCAAGCAACAGCCCGAGCCAAAGGCGGUGGGAUCCGCGGAUCUGGCCGGAAGGUGGAAGGAAAUCCAAGGGUGUAACGAUUGGACCGGGCUGCUGGACCCCAUAGAUCCGCUGCUGCGGACGGAGGUCAUCCGCUACGGCGAGUUCACUCAAGCCUGCUACGACUCCUUCGACUCCGACGAGUUCUCGAGUCACUGCGGCACUUGCCGGUUCGACAAAGGCUCCUUCUUCGAGCAGCUUGGUAUGUCGGACUGCGGGUACCGGGUGAACCGCUACCUCUACGCCUCGACCAACCCCAACAUCGGAAAGUUUUUCCGUCACUCCAAGAAUAGCAAGGCGUGGAGCACGGACGCUAACUGGAUGGGGUACGUCGCCGUGAGCGAGGACGCCAACGCGAUCAAGCGGCUGGGGCGGCGGGACAUCCUGAUCUCAUGGCGCGGGACGGUCACCAAGAUGGAGUGGAUCGAGGAUCUGGUCACCGUCCUCAAGCCCACCGGGUUCACCAGCGACUCGUCCAUAAGGGUGGAGUCUGGGUUCCUGGACCUGUACGUGACGAAUGACACGUCCAAGUGCCAUUACUGCAAGUACUCUGCUCGGGAACAGAUACUGGCGGAGGUGAAGAGGCUGGUCGACCUCUACCAAGACGAAGACGAAGAGCUGAGCAUCACCAUUACUGGGCACAGCCUGGGAGGGGCGCUAGCCCUGCUCAGUGCCUACGACAUAGCAGAGAAGGGUCUGAACGUGAGGCCCGAUGGAACCAAGAUACCCAUAACGCUCUUCACCUACGGUGGGCCGAGGGUGGGCAACAUGAAGUUCAAGGAAAGAUGCGAGAAAUUGGGAGUGAAGGUUUUGAGAUCUGUGAACGUUCAUGACAAGGUCCCUCAGGUUCCCGGCGUGAUGAUGAAUGACAAGAAUGUGGUGGCGAAGGUUGUGGACGAGUUGCUGCACCGGUCCAUGGCGUAUACCCACGUGGGUAUGCAGCUUAGUUUGGACCAUGCUUGGUCUUCGUUCUUGAAGAAGACGAAUGACGUGACCUGCUACCAUAACUUGGAGAUGUACCUGCACUUGGUCGACGGCUACCAUGGGAAGAACAUGAAGUUCGAGUCCGCGACUCAGAGGGAUGUGGCUUUGGUGAACAAGAGCUGCGACUUCUUGAGCGAGGAGCUGGGAUUGCCGCCAAACUGGAAGCAGUAUGAGAACAAAGGGCUGGUUAGGAGUGCCGACGGCAGGUUGGUGUUGCCGGCGAGAGCUCCAACCGACGGCCACCCUCCGGAUACUCAUGUUCACCUGGAAAGGGCUCUUCAAUCUUCAUGAUUCAGAUUCUUAGACGCGUAUCGUGCCACGAGAACGGUGGAUCGGAGGAUUUCCCAUGCAAUGGCAUAUCGCGUCGGUGCUCCUUAUGAAAAAGAAGAAGAACAAAUGUUUUCUACAUAUUUCGUUUUCCACCUAUCUUAUACUCUUGAUAUGAAAACCAGAGGUUUCAUAGCAUUGUAGAAGUCAGACUGCGUAGUCUGUGUACAAGUAUGCAAGCCCGAAUACAUUUCUAAACAUGUUUGUGAGCAAUAAAAUGUUUAAUUUUUCAA